AUGGAAGACUUCGCUUUUCUUUUCGAGGACAUGGACAACAUCGACACAAUGCAAGCGUUCCGGUCCCCAUUCAUGUUACAACUCUUCGCUACUGCUCACCUUCAUAGCAUCAUUGGGCAUGCUGAAGUCACUGCGCUCAAAACAGAUGUAUUGGCUUCCAUUGGCGUGGCUAGCAUUCUCGGCAUUUGUGCAGCUUCACUUGAGUGCGCCAUCAAGUGCCUCAGUGACGGUGCCAUCGACAUUGAUUCAGAUGCUCUCGAUAUGCGUCCUGCACAAAGGAAGCGCAAGCUCCGGACGCCGAGGACCUUCAAUAAGGCCACCGGCAAUCACAGUACUACCAAGCAUGCGUUCUCUAUCAAUAACUGGGGGUCAGUGACAACCUCCUACGUGAUUGGCAUCAAGAAAAAGGGAGAAAGCUUUCUGAGGGAGACAACAUCGAUGGCCCGGAAACUGCUCAAGAAAUCAGGCAACGCUGCCCUUCGGAAGUACAUUAGUCUCAAUGAUGAGGAUGAGGAGGAGAACAUUGACCGGCGCUGCAUGUUGUGGUAA
Suillus discolor is the source of this 549-nucleotide messenger RNA. RefSeq lists its product as uncharacterized. Bases 1 to 549 code for a protein of 182 amino acids. Lineage: Eukaryota; Fungi; Basidiomycota; Agaricomycetes; Boletales; Suillaceae. The record is from RefSeq and is a predicted model, not a curated record. The transcript has 2 exons.